This is a messenger RNA of Bradysia coprophila, 1945 nucleotides long. RefSeq lists its product as uncharacterized. Gene Ontology annotation, molecular function: protein binding. The record is from RefSeq and is a predicted model, not a curated record. NCBI's taxonomy places the organism in Eukaryota, Metazoa, Arthropoda, Insecta, Diptera, Sciaridae.
UAAUGGUCACACAAUUGGCUUUUAACGUAUGCGAUGAUCAACAUCUGGUGGGCGCUAGUUUAUAUUGGAGCCCUAUGGGAGUUUCAUGACUGCCGAUUCGUCGUCGCCUGUCCACCUGAAUGCAUUUGUUUAUCUCAGACACAGGUAUUAUGCAACACCGGCGGACUACAAGAGAUUCCAGCCAAACGUCUUCCACAAACCGUCGAAAAUUUAGCGCUCACAAAAAACAAUUUUCCAAUAAUCAAAAGCGAUGCAUUUGCUGGUCUGCGAUCUCUCAAAAAGCUUUCGUUAGACGGUAAUAACAUCACAACCAUCAAACCAUUCGCAUUCCGUGGUCUACCAAAAUUGCGCGAAAUAUCCAUCCAACAUACUCCAUUAGCCACCGUAGCACAAUUUGCAUUUGCCGGCCUACAAAAUAUCACCACGAUUUUAUUGAGUCAUAAUAAGAUAUUGAGAGUGGAAACGAAUGCAUUUGCAGGCACAUCAAACGUUAAAUUGAUUUUACUGUCUAACAAUCCAAUGUUAAAAAUUGAAACGAACGCGUUCUCCGGUUUAACUCAUGUGGAACAUUUAAUUUUGCCGUCAGGAAUACGUUGCAUCGAACAGGACGCAUUUUAUGGUAUGGAUGCUGUUGGCUUGUUAAAAUUAGCUUUUAUGGAUCUAUCCGAAUUGUCACCGUACACGUUUCGAGGAUUGACGAAUGUGGUGGUACUUGCGCUGCAAGAAUCCGACUUGGGAAUUAUUUGUGCAAAUGCAUUUGAUGGAUUGGCUAAUGUUGGAACUUUGAAAUUUCUUAAUAACAAAAUCGAUUCGAUUGAAGCAUUAAACAUAUCGACGUCGCAUCAAAUACGGCAUCUAGUGUUCCAAGGUAAUCAUUUACUGGAAACACCCGAACCGAACUCAAUUAUAAUGGAUGGUGUACGAAAUCUGACGGUUGUAAAUAAUCAUUUUCCUUGUGGUUGCCAUGUUCACACACUAUUAGAAAGUCCAUUAUCGAAUGGAUCAUAUCAGCGUGGUGACUUUCUGUCGCGAAACUUUUGCAUAUCGCCGUUAGAAGUUAACGGUAAACCUUUGAGUGAUUUAGAUUUAUAUGCCAUCGGUCGUUGUCAGGAACAGGUGACCAGAGAAAAUUUAGAUGCAUCAUGCGGCGUUUCCGUUCGAAUAAAUUCGAUUUUUCAUUUUCUGAUAAACAAGUACAUUCAUUUUGUUUUAGCCACACAAAUAACGUUUUUAAUUGAAUGCUUUGUAUGCAGGUGAGCGGGCUUAACACAUGAAAAAUAAUGUGUGUUUUGUACGGGAAAUUGUUCGUAUUUAUUUAUUUUCUUUUUUUUUGUUUUUUAGUUUUCUGUUUAUUUUUCGCUAUUUUUUCCCUUCUUUUUUCGUUGUUUCUCUUUCUCUCUUCUCUCUUUCUCUCCUCUGAUUGUGUAUAAAUUGUACAAAUAUAUUUGUAGAACUGUAGCGUUAAAUUUGAAUAGAUAAAAUAAAUUUAAAUCGGAAAAGACUAAUUUUAUACAUAUAUCGACCUGAAAAGGCACAAAAAAGCACAUUGCAAAUAACAAAAAAAAAAUGGGCCGUAAAAAGACCAUUUUGUAAUAGAACAAAUUGUAUUAUAGCAGUAGGAAAUAAAAUAAAAUGAAAAAAAAAAAAAACAAAAAAAUAUUACAACGCGAAACAAUUUACAACUUCAGUUGAGUUUAAUUAUGUCUAAUAUUUAGACUUGGCUGUGUGUGUUUUUUUUUCGUUUGUUGAAUUUAAUAAUAAUGAUUGAUGCAGGCAUUUGCAAUCUCUCCACGCGGAAUUUAGCAACACACAGACAACUAUUCCAUUUGAAAUGAAUAUUUGACGUGAUUUUUUCCACAUUCCGCCGGAUUUGAAAAAAGUGGUUUUCCAACAAAAAUAACUGAAAAAUUCACGUAUGUGUACGAACAGUCAACAACACCGUGUU